Bipolaris victoriae FI3 is the source of this 1767-nucleotide messenger RNA. RefSeq lists its product as hypothetical. Gene Ontology annotation, cellular component: fungal-type vacuole. The coding region runs from base 1 to 1767 and encodes 588 amino acids. The transcript has 5 exons. The record is from RefSeq and is a predicted model, not a curated record. Gene Ontology annotation, molecular function: serine-type carboxypeptidase activity. Gene Ontology annotation, biological process: proteolysis. NCBI's taxonomy places the organism in Eukaryota, Fungi, Ascomycota, Dothideomycetes, Pleosporales, Pleosporaceae.
AUGUUUGCCAAGUCAGUAGCCACACCGCUAUUGGCACUCUCUUUGCUCGCAUCACACGCUGCUGCCGUGCCGAAGGGUGCUUGGGAAAAGCGCAGUGAGCAUGUCCUGCUGCCCAGGGAUGACCAUGGCUACAAGAUUGCUACUGCGCCCAACAAUGUCACGAUCCGAUACAAGAACCCUGGUAUCUGCGAAACAACACCUGGCGUAGAGAGUUAUGCUGGAUAUGUGGAUCUUGCACCUAAUGUCCACAUCUUCUUCUGGUUCUUUGAAUCCCGUAGAGAUCCUGCUUCCGACCCGGUCACUCUGUGGUUGAAUGGCGGUCCUGGAUCCGAUUCCCUUAUUGGGCUCUUCCAGGAAAAUGGACCUUGCAUGAUUGAUGACAAUAUCACGGCUGUGUAUAACCCAUACAGCUGGAAUAAUAUCUCUAACAUGCUGUACAUUUCACAGCCGGUCGGCACAGGCUUCAGCUACCAAGCAGAGGGUGUUGGCGCUUUCAACGAUUUCACAGGAGAUUUUAUUCCCAACGUUACUGACUCUGAUUCUUCUGGGGUCUGGCCAGUUUUGGAUCCAUUGAACCGGGGCACGGUUGAUACGACUGAUCUUGCAGCAGUAGGAGUAUGGCACGUUUUGCAAGCGCUCUUCGCCACCAUCCCAAAGUUCGAUGCCAAAAUCGGUCCUGUAAACGCAUCACGAGAAUUCAAUUUCGCCACCGAAUCCUACGGCGGCCACUACGGUCCCACCUUCUACCGUUACUUUGACGAUCAAAACCAAAAGAUCCAAAAUGGAAGCAUGCCGGGCUACGAAAUCAACUUCAACAGUCUGAGUCUCAUCAAUGCCCUCAUCGACGUAGAGGUGCAAGCAGACUGGUACCCGGAAUUCGCCGUCAACAACACAUACGGCAUCAAAGCCUACAACGACACGGUCUACUCGUACGCCAAAUUCGCAAACAACAUGUUUGGCGGUUGCCGCUACAAGAUUGGUCAAUGCCGCAUCGCAGCGGGCACAAAUGGGUCGUACUUCGAUCCCGCUGCGCGCAUCACAACUGCAGAUUUGUUGCCUGGCGUCAAGGCAUUUUGCGCCGAAUCAGCAAACAUGUGUCGCGACAAUGUUGAAGGGCCAUACUACUACUAUAGUGGCCGCGGCACGUACGAUAUCCGUCACCCGACCGCAGAUCCAACGCCGCCCGAUAACUUUCAAAAUUAUCUGAACGAUCCAAAGGUGCAAGAGGCACUUGGCGUGACUGUGAAUUAUACCUUGUCAAACUCUAACAUCUAUUUUGCUUUCCAGAGUAGUGGAGAUUGGGUGUUUCCGAAUUACAGGCUCGAUUUGGAGUAUCUGCUUAAUCACGAUGUGCGGGUUAGCUUGGCGUAUGGGGAUGCUGAUUAUAUCUGCAACUGGUUUGGUGGUCAGGCUAUUAGUUUGGCACUGGAAUACACGCAUAGCCAACAGUUCCGCGCUGCGGGAUACGAGCCCAUGACUGUCGACGGUACAGAGUACGGUGAGGUCCGUCAAUAUGGUAAUUUCAGCUUUGCUCGUAUCUACGAGUCCGGGCAUGAGAUUCCUUAUUACCAGCCCAUCGCAGCCCUGGCCUAUUUCAACCGCACCAUUAACCACUUCGAUAUCGCUACGGGCCAGAAACCAGUUACAGCCAAUCUGACGUCUUCGGGCCCUGCAAACGCAACGCACACGAAUUCUUUUGUUCCGUUGACGUCGUCACAGUCGUAUCCCUUUCCUCAACCGUUUCCUACUCCUGCGCCGAGGUCCUAG